GUUUGCGAGAUUUGUUUAUUUUCUUUAUGUUCAAUCAGUAGUAAGCGCGAAUACAAAUGUAUUAAAUAACAAGUGUUAAGUAUCAAGUGCAGUUAAAUUAUGAAACGAGCUUUUAGAAUCUGAUUCAAUUGCAUUUAUGCUUUCGUUUCAUAACCUUUUUUGACUUGUUUCUGUAACAAAAAAUGCCACAGUUAUACAUAAUUUUCGAACAUGCUACUGGUUAUGCUCUUUUUCGUACUACUGAAUUUGAGGAAAUAGCAGCAUUUUUACCUCAAGUCCGAAGCAGCAUUUUAGAUGUAAGCAAGUUUCGCAGCCAUGUCUAUUUGGUAUCAUAUCAAGCUUUUAAAACAAAAUCUGAUGCAGUGAAUAAUUUGAAUGAUAUUGCAAAAGGUGUCUUACCAAAACAGCUCCAGCUUUUCAUUGAAAACAAUGUGCCAAAGACUAAAAAGUCCAAACAAGCUGUGGUACUUGGAAUUCAAGAUCCAGAUUUAGGCAAUGCCAUAUCUGAAUCAUUAGGAAUAACUUGUGCUACCUCAGGAGUAAUUUUGGAAGUUAUAAGAGGUAUUAGGAAACAUUUCCAUAAAUUGGUUAAGGGUUUCAGUGAUGAGGCCUUUACUGCUUGUGCUCAACGUUCCUUAGGACACCACUAUUCAAGAUCUCGCGUGAAUUUUGAUCAGACAAAGACAGAUAUUAUGAUAUCAGGAAUUUUAAAAUUGAUUGAUCAACUUAAGUCCAAUGUACAGAAAAAUGGUCUGCGAUUGAGAGAGUGGUAUUCUGUUCAUUUCCCCGAGUUGAGAAGCAUUGUGUCUGAACUUGCUGCAUAUGCUAAAUGUGUUAAUGUAUUGGGUGAUCGCAAUAAUUUACCUGCUGAUAUUAAUGAGCAAUUAACAUCAGUAUUGAAGAAUUCUACUCAAGUAGAUGAUAUUCUAAAAGCAACUAAGAAUUCCAUGGGAAUGGAUAUUUCUGAGACAGAUCUUGAAAACAUAAAAGCUUUCACAAACUAUGUGUUUUCUCUUAUGGAUCGUCUUCAAGAUACUGAAAAUUAUUUAAAAUCAAAGAUGCAUCAAGUAGCUCCAAAUUUAAGUAAAAUUAGUGGUGAAAUGGUUGGAGCACAGUUGAUUUCCAGAGCUGGUGGUUUAAUGAAUUUAGCUAAGUUGCCAUCUACAACUGUACAAGUACUUGGAGCACAAAAGUCUUUAUUCAGGGUAAAGCCAACAUAUGAUUCGUCAAAAUUUGGAAUUCUGAGCGAAUGUGAAGCGAUUAAAAGAACAAAGAAAUUAAGCAAGAAACUAAACAUCGGAAGACUCUUAGCUAAUAAGUGUGCUCUUGCGUGUAGAACUGACUGUUUUGUUGGUAAAAACACCAAUACAUUUUGCCAGCUUUGGAAUGAGGAAAUUGAAAAACGAAUUAAGUUUUAUGAUAAAUCCAGCAAAUGGAAGAAUGUUGAUGAGGACAUUCCAGAUAAAGAUAUAAUCACAGAAACCAAUAAAACUGUUGCUGUUGUUGAAAAUACUUCGAAUGAAACAACAAAAAGUAUGACUCAUGUAGGCUUAAACGGUGAUUUAGAUGCUGAUGAAACAUGUCCCCCUUGUGAUGAUGGAAAGGGUUCAACAGAAAAGAAAAAGAGAGUCACAAAAAGAAAAUCAAAUGUUCAAAGCAGCUCCGAAGUUUUAAACUCUGAAGAAUGUGAUGAGAAUGCAAUAGAGGCGAAUGAAAGCAUCUUGCCGGGAAGAAAAAGACUUCGAUCAUCUAGAAAUAUAAAAUGUAAAGCUAUUGAAUAAAUUGUUAAUUUUAUUUAAAAAGUAA
Uloborus diversus is the source of this 1806-nucleotide messenger RNA. RefSeq names its product nucleolar protein 56-like. The transcript is spliced from 11 exons. Gene Ontology annotation, molecular function: snoRNA binding. Gene Ontology annotation, cellular component: box C/D methylation guide snoRNP complex; small-subunit processome. NCBI's taxonomy places the organism in Eukaryota, Metazoa, Arthropoda, Arachnida, Araneae, Uloboridae. The record is from RefSeq and is a predicted model, not a curated record. The coding region runs from base 183 to 1781 and encodes 532 amino acids.